Messenger RNA from Otolemur garnettii (small-eared galago), 518 nucleotides. RefSeq names its product IQ motif containing F3 (gene IQCF3). Bases 1 to 462 code for a protein of 153 amino acids. Gene Ontology annotation, molecular function: calmodulin binding. The transcript is spliced from 3 exons. NCBI's taxonomy places the organism in Eukaryota, Metazoa, Chordata, Mammalia, Primates, Galagidae. The record is from RefSeq and is a predicted model, not a curated record.
AUGGGCAAUAAAUUUUGUAAGCUUCUCCCAGACCAGAACGCAAGAGAUAAAAAGAGGCAGCAGAAGUUGCUUCUUGCAAAGCGUCACAUAAAGAGGGUCCGGGCAGCUCGGCAGAUCCAGGCGUGGUGGCGUGGAAUCCUAGUGCGUAGGAUCCUGCUGGUCGCUGCCCUCAGGGCUUGGACGAUUCAGUGCUGGUGGAGGACAGUGCUGCAGAGACAGAUAACCAAGCGGCGCCAGACCAUGUUGAGGAUCUACACUGUGCAGGAGCACGCAGCAGUCAAGCUCCAGUCCUGGAUGCGUAUGUGGCAGUGUCGCCACUGUUAUUGCCAAAUUUGCAAUACUCUCUGCCUGUUCCAGGUCCAAGAGAGCAACCUUGCCUUCCAGGAUGAUGGCUUUUUACGGGUACAAUAUGGAAUCACUUCAAAGCAGCCAGAGUUCCACAUUGAAAUCCUGUCAGUCUGAAAAGCCCGCAGCAUGGAGAACUGGCUCCACUGCCCUAAUAAAUGUCUGACCAGGUU